AUGUCAUCACCAACAUUUGAUGAAUUUAUUGAUAAUUGCACUAAACAAUUCAAUGAAUUAUCCACCAGCAAUAAUACACCAUCAUCAUCAUCCAAUGCUGAUAACGUAUCAGAAAAGAUUGAUCAAUUAUUGGAAAGACUGAGAAGUGUUCAUUCAUCAUCCUCUUUAGAAACUACCACAACAACAAACGAAAGUAAAAUUCCCUCCGAUUUUAUAUUGAGUGCACCACUCUCUGAUAAACAUUUGAAAUGGUUCGAAUUGACUCAAAAAGUAUUAAUUCACAAAUGUGAAACUCUUAUCAAACAGCAUGCUCAAAUGACUCAUCAAAAUCAGGAAAAUAAUUCAUUGAGUGAAAUUCAGGAUUUUAUCUUGCAAGAGUUGGCUCCACUCCAUGAAUGGAUGAAGAGAAAGUGUCUAUCCAUCAUGAGUAAUGAAAAAAUUGCUCCACAACAAAGAUUUCAAGUUCAGGAGAAUUAUCUGAAAAAAUCAAUGAGUGAUUGGGAACAAUUGGUUGGACCACUCUUGGAAAAACUCUCCAAUUUAAUGAUGGAACAAGAAUAUAAGAUGGAAAUGAAUUCUCUACUCAAGGAGGGACAAGAUGUCAUUUCUGUCAAGUUUAAGAAUAAGGAGGAGGGAAAGGUUGUCUGUUUGAAUGCAGAUAAAGCACACAGUGGACAAUUAUUGUUUAGAGAGGAACCUCUCUGCAGUCAGGUCAUUACUGACAGUUCAGAAAACCCAUUCUAUGCCAAGAUUGACCAUUGCCAUCAUUGUAUGAAAACAAUUUUCAGUGAAAAGACAAUUCAACAAUUUCCAUUCAUUGGUCAAAUAAUGAAAGACGAGGAAUGCAAGGAAAUUCUCUCAGAAAAAUUGACCACAGCCAAGACAUUUGUUUCAUGUGAACAUUGUUCAGCAGUGACCUACUGCUGUGAGUUGUGCAGAGAGAAAUCAUGGAAUCAAUAUCACUCUGUACUCUGCAGUAGAGAUCGUGUAACCCCACAAUUAUCAGACUCUGCCACAAGCAGCAACGCCAGUAAAACAACAGACCAUCCAAUCACAUUACUGGAAAGAUUAACUGUCAAACAACACAGAACAGCUCCACUCCUGAUUGCAAAAAUCAUGGCUACAGUAUUUACGGAUUUCUUAAGGAGUUUAUUACGUGAGUACCAAGAUAUUGACUCCUCUUUACAGAACGAGAGUCCAAGUGAGGAUGUUUUUCUCGUAUCUUUUUCUAAGGCAUUGCAUAGAUUUGAGAGGUUUGUUCAACAUGAAGAACCUCAUCCAUUCGACUCACUUUCUGCUCAAUUAAUUAAGGAGAGCAUUGAGUAUGCGAUUCAAGAUGGUUAUUUCACAGAGUGCAGUAAUUCAGCUGAGAACGCAGAAUAUUUAAAAUCUCAUGCCCAACAAAUUUCUCAAAUAUUGAAUAUUUUGUGUAGUGUUAAGCAGUAUCGUUCUCUUCAUGGAUUAAUAUUGCAAAAUUGCUCGACCAUCCAUCCAAUUACAGAGUUGCAUCUUGCUGCACAUGAGAAGGUUCAAAUACGAAACAAGGUGUGCGAACUCUUGCAUUGCAAAAACUUUGAAGAGGAAGCUACAAGAACUGAAACUCUCAAAUCAUUAAGCAUGAAGGGAAUGGGUGCAUUUGCCAUUCACAAUUGCAUGAAUCACUCAUGUAAUCCAAAUGCUGUCAGUGUCUCUGAUUAUAUUACACAUCAAGUGAGUGUGUAUGCCUCUUCAAUAACUCCUACAACCGACAGCAAUCUAUCCAGUAGUAAUACUGAUACUACUACUACAACAACUAUUACAAGUAACUCUUCAACUAGUGCUGCAUUAUCUAAGGGAGAUGAAAUCCUCAUUAGUUAUAUUGACGAAAAUCUCUCCACCGAUGAAAGAAAGAAAAAACUAAAGGAACAAUAUAGAUUCGAUUGUAAUUGUACAAAAUGCUCUGCAAAGUAAAUGGACUUAUUUCCCCUUGAAAGAGAGAUUUGAAUAUAGGAGAACUAUCUCGAGAAGUAACUUUCCAUUAUUAAAUAAAUGUGCCCAAUCUAAUAUUUAC
Naegleria gruberi is the source of this 2050-nucleotide messenger RNA. RefSeq lists its product as uncharacterized. The coding region runs from base 1 to 1950 and encodes 649 amino acids. The record is from RefSeq and is a predicted model, not a curated record. Lineage: Eukaryota; Heterolobosea; Eutetramitea; Acrasida; Naegleriidae. The transcript is spliced from 2 exons.